AUGAUCGGUUCACGUGAACAACGGCUCCAGCCGAGGGUACUUCAUUCUGAAAAAGGUUGGCCUUAUGAUGUUUUUGAAGAGCUGGAAGAGCGUGACUGUUAUGUUACAAGGGAAAUUGUCCGCGUUUGGAAGAUUGUUGAAAAUGAUAUAGAAAAUUGGCUUGUUCAAAAUGCUGCAGGGGUAAGGGCCACGUUACGCCUUUUGAUUGGGACACCUGGUAUAGGGAAGUCAAUGGGAGCUGGCUCGUACCUCCUCUACCAACUGCUGCACUAUGACAAGAAACGACGUCCAGUGGUUGCAUACAUCGUUGCAGAUUACGUGUAUCUCUUUGACAAGACCAGAGGUGAGGGACAAGGACGCGUGGAGUACUACGAUAACCUCGAAGGGGGAGUGAGUGCUGUGGUAGACCUCUCUCUUACUGUGAGGGGAUACAUAAUCUACGAUGUGGCAAAACAACGAAGUGAACCUCACCACGCUUUGCCUCCUUCUACUUGGGGCAUGAUUCUUUUGAGCUCUCCAAAUGAGGUGAACUUCAAAGGAUGGGGGAAACGACAGAAAACACUGCGUAUCAUAAUAGAUUGCCCUAAGAAGAGUAAACUGAAGGCGAUGUGCGUGGGGAUACACCGCGAUAAGCCAGAGGAGGACCAACAGACAGAAUGGAAGGUUGUGGAAGAGCGUAUAAACAAUGCGGUACAACUUCCCCGCCACAUUUUUUGGUAG
Molecule: messenger RNA, 720 nt
Organism: Trypanosoma grayi
Lineage: Eukaryota; Euglenozoa; Kinetoplastea; Trypanosomatida; Trypanosomatidae
Product: retrotransposon hot spot (RHS) protein
Exons: 1
Coding region: 1-720 (239 amino acids)
Source: RefSeq, a predicted model, not a curated record